UGAUAUGUCGAACAUAUAUGCGAAAGCAAAUUCUUACUGAUUUCCAAAGAAUAAAAAGAUACAUACGUGAUCGAUACAUACGAUACUGACAUAAUUAAAACAAAGUGCCCCAUCAGUAUACGUCAUCAAUGACGCAAGCAAUACUUGGAGAAAAGUUAUUUACGCGGCCAUUUUAAACGUGUGGUUAACAAUUCCGUAAUAUCAAGGAGUUUUCAAAAGAAAGAAAUUUGCAGAUUUGUAUGCGGAUUGUAAGGUGAGUAAAAUUUUUGAUUUUGUUAGAAAAAGUCAUGAAAUAUGAAUUUUAGUAUUAAACAUGAUUAGAAGUGUUCCACGAAAACAGUUUAUAUGCAACAAUGUGAACAUUGGCGUUGAUAUAUCAGAAUAAUAAGCAUGAUACUUACGUUACCUACAGUAACGUAUGUAUCUUUGUUUUUUUUAAUUGGUUUGAAAAGUGGCAACAGUAAUAAGAUUUCAAAAGUAUUUGAAUUUUUCAUUUGUCAUGUUUAAAUGAAUUUAUAAAAGGAAAGGAGUUAAAAAAACGUUUUAUUUUGAAAAAGUGUGCCUUUUACAUGAAUGAUGAUCACUGCAAUUAAUUUUUUAACUUGUAUAUCUUUUUUACUUAACUCCUUAAAACCUGAUUCUUCCGUUGAUAUGUAUAAUGAUAUUGCUAUAAUAUAACGCUGUAAUAAGACCAGAACAAAAUUAAAAUAGUCUUUGUGUUAUAAGGGCAAGUCAAAUUAAAUGCAUCACAGUAUAGUAACGUAUGUAUCAAUACUUACGUGACGAACGUUUCUCAUUUCAGAAUGGCAAAAUCUCGAAGUGAAAUUCAAAAAGCAUACAGAGAAAGGCAGAAAGCAAAAGGUGCGGCUUUUCUAGAAAAGGAAAGAGCAAGACAACGCCAGUAUUAUGUACCUGCAGCUGAGCUUACCAGCAAGAAACGCGCUCUUCGUAAUAGCAAAAAUAAAUUAAGAAAUAGACUUUGCAGGAUUAGGAAACGUCAGCUGCAAGAGGAAAAUAAUAAUAGCAAUGUUGACACCAGUGGUUACGAAUCGAUUAACACCGAAUGUGAUAGUGAACAGAAUAAUGACCAAGGACCAAGUGUAGCAAGUCGUCCAAAGCUAAUAAUCAAAAUGCCGAAUAUUGGAGCAGGUGUUAGGAAAGUAAACGCGCGUGCAUUGUCAAGGGCAAACAGAACAAUAAGUACAUUGAAAGCUGAAGUUGAUAAGCUGAAACGCAAAAUAAAAACAAAAAAUAAGAAAAUUGAGCGAAUAUCCAAGAAAGCUAAGUUAACACAGUCAGACAGCGGUAACCUGACCCCUAACAAAAAAACAUUGGCUGAUUUGGAAGUUCUGAAACUUACACCGAAAAGAAGGCAAAUUGCUAAACGAAAAUUGCUAACAUGCAAUGUAUUAAUGCAUGAAAUUUAUGAGGCAAAAAAAGCGUCAGGUCAGAAAAAAGUAAACAGCAUUCAUAGAAUAAUCUCUGGGAAAGUGGCAAAAAAGUACAGAUGUUUGAAAAGUAUAAGUCAUGGCACAAAAGUAAGUAGACGUUCGUUGGCACGCACUUUUGACAAAAAUAUUAUAAAUAGAAAGGAACGUCGUCAGUCGUUAUCAAAAGUUGUUGAAAAAUCAGUGGUUGAAUUUCUUAGUAGGGAAGAUAACUGCCGGACUCAGCCAGGAAAAUCAGAUGCUAAAAAAGUUGAAAAUCAUAAAGAUAAACAACAGACAAAGGUACUGACUGACUACUUAAAAAAUCUGCAUGACAAAUACAAGGCUGAAAAUCCAAUGAAUAAAAUAUCCCUGUCAACAUUCGCACGUCUGAGACCUACAAACAUUCUGUUAGCUUCCUUUAUAUCAAGGAACACGUGUCAGUGUAUACACCAUCAGAAUAUGGCGUUAAAGGUACAGUCAUUGCGCAAAGCAGGCGUACGCAUAAGUGAUAACCCAGAAAACCUUAUUGUACACAAAGAUGACAUGGAACAGCUUUUGAACAACCUGCCAGAGAAAAUCACGUACCGUGUAUGGCAAAAGGUUGAUAUUGGAAAUGGGAAAACAAAAAUGAAAAUCGUUGAUAAAGAAGAGGAGCUUCCAAAAUUCAGGCAUGAUCUGAUAAAACAGGUAAACAUGUUCGAACAACAUGUGCAACGAGUUAGAGAACAGUACCAGCAAGUACGUUUAUUAAAGGAAAGUCUUCCAGAAGAUGAAAUAAUGGUACAAAUGGAUUUCGCCGAAAACUACAGCUGUAGGUCGUUAAAUGAAAUACAAACGGCAUAUUGGAACCAAACGAUGGUUACAAUUCACCCAGCAGUUGCAUAUUUCAGGGAAAAUGGGGAGCUGAAACAUAAAAGUUACGUACUUAUUAGCGACGAAAUGGCACAUUGUUCAAGUACUGUCUGCACGUUUUUGGAUCACAUCAUUCCUGAACUGAAAAUUCUAAAUCCAAGAUUAAGCUUUAUACACUAUUGGACAGACUCCCCUUCAUCACAGUACAGAAACAGAUAUAUUUUUCACACGCUUGCAAGACAUAAAACGAUUUACAAUAUGGGUGCGCGCUGGAACUAUUUUGAGGUAGGCCACGGCAAAGGUCCGUGUGAUGGCCUUGGGGGAACUACAAAAAGAAUGGCAGACAUGGCCAUACGCCAGGGCCACGUGCAGAUACAGAAUGCUGAAGACUUUUAUACAUGGGGCUCGAACUCAGGUAUGUCUGCAAAAUUCCUUUAUGUCAGCACCGAGGAAACCAAACGUAAGCAUGAUGAGAUGAGUUUGAUUAAAAUUAAACCACUAAAAGGAACGAUGAAAUUACAUGCAGUUGGUGCACCUGAUACUGAUGGAAUACUCAUGACAAGAGAAACAUCAUGCUAUUGCCACAUUUGUUUAUCCGGAUCAUAUUGUAAUUCUUGGAACAAGGAAAAGUUCAUUUAUGAAUCAGAUAAUGAAACCAGAGGUCCGAAAACAAAUACUGUUCCAGAUGAAAAAGAACACGAAGAAAGUGUUAAAAGUAAUGAAAUGGUAUCCGAUGUUGAUACAGAACCAUCUGGACCUGAUCUUGAUAAUACUUCUGCUAACAAAGAUUUAGAAAUUGGUACUAUGGUAGCUGCCGUGUAUGAAAAGGCUUGGUACAUUGGUAAAGUUGAAGAUAAAGAUGAAGAGGAAGGCGAUUAUCAAAUUAAUUUUAUGGAAAAAGCAAAAAAGAUGUUUAAAUGGCCCCAAGUUGAAGAUUGCAUUUGGCGCGAUUCUUGUGACAUAUUGUGCGUUGUAGAAACAUUGCAACCGUCUGGGAAGUCGAUGAGACUUUUUAAAAUAGAUGCUGAAGAAAAAGCUAAAAUCGAAAAGUUGUUUAGUUAUAAGAAAAUGUAAAAUGAAGUAAGGAUGCUUAUAUGAUACAUACGUGACUGUCGUUUGAAAAAUUGUAUUUAAUGUGCAUCAUGGAAGCUGUUUCUUUGUUCGUGUUAAUACUUUUGCUGUUGAAUAACGUUUCGGACGUAUAUGUAACAUUUAGUGUUGUUUAAAACCUUUUUUAAUGUAAAGAUUGUUAGUAAAAAGAUUUUGCAAUACAUACGUUACCCUAAGAUUCGAACUGACAAUUAACUUUGAUAUUUAAUUACUUUGUUUUCGUUGUGUCUGAAAACUAUAGGAAGCUUUACAGUGUAAUUUCAGCUUUAAAGCAACCAGAACUUCUGCUUAAAAGUAGAUAUAUAUUUACAUCAACUAAGAAUAAGUCUACGGUGCGUGAAUUUUUCAGUAGAAUUUAAUUCAAGAUGUAUAUAUUUACAUCAAAAUAUAUUAUUUGUACAUCAACAUGAAUAACAUCGUCUAUUAUGGAGCAUAUUUAACUUAUUCUUAUUACAUGGACACGUUAAAAAGAUUUAUUAUGUAUUAUAAAAAUAUAAACGCUGAUAAUACAUACGUUACUUUUAACAUGGGUUGUUGAAAGUUGCUAUGAUAAAUGAAUAAUUAGCAGAACUUCUUUUUUUGUAUUGAAAAAUAGUUUAGAUAUAAUGUGAUGUUUCUUUCAGAAAAAAUGCUGAUAAUAGAGAGCAAUGGUUGUCUUGCAAAUAAAUGUUAUUUGAAUUGAUUGAGAUUGUUCCAAUAAAGUUUAGUUUUUAAAGUGUUUUCAUGUUUGCUUAAUUGAUAAACCUGGACAAAACUAAGUAUUUGGGAAGACAGUUGAAUGUAUUUGUGUUGCUUCUGCAAUUCUAGCUAUCAAACUGAAAGAGUUGAACAUAUUGUACUACAUUACUGAAUCAACAAUAAUCGCAAUUAAAAAAUUGUUCUUGUAGUCACGUAGGUAUUUUGAUAUUUUGAAUUAUAAAAUGGCUGUUACUUUCAACACGUUGUAACUUCCAUUAGAGUAAUCUUUCAUGGUAGAAAUUUUGCAUGUUUUAGCUAGACAUGUUU
This is a messenger RNA of Ruditapes philippinarum (Manila clam), 4397 nucleotides long. RefSeq lists its product as uncharacterized. Bases 804 to 3356 code for a protein of 850 amino acids. The record is from RefSeq and is a predicted model, not a curated record. The transcript has a single exon. Lineage: Eukaryota; Metazoa; Mollusca; Bivalvia; Venerida; Veneridae.